AUGUCGCUCCGUCACCUGAGUCGGUGCAGUAGGGCCACGCCCAUGUCGCCUCGUUCGCUGCAUUUCGGUUCUCUGCAGCAUGCUGCACCUAGGAGUAUCACCACCUCGUCAGCCCCGCCGAGUACCGAGCCAAAGCCCAAGACUAUCGAGACUGGUACCUCGGGGAAGAGGAAGCGUCCCCUGACCAAGGAACAGGAACGCUUCCUGGAUGCUGCUACUGGCGAACUCGCUGCUGUUCUCAUAUACCAGGCCCAGACACCGCCGACAGUGAGAGCCCAUCCUCAUCUUCGCCCCUUGAUGAAACACAUGUACGACCAAGAGGCCGGCCACUUCAAGUACUUCAACAAGAUCAUAGCCAAGCAUCGCAUCCGACCGACAGCCAUGACCCCAAUAUGGGGUGUUGCCGCCACUGCUCUGGGCUGGUCAACUGCCAUACUAGGUCAGGNNGAGGCUGCAAUGGCAUGUACAGAGGCCGUAGAGACCGAGAUCGGCGAACAUUACAAUGCACAAGUACGAGAGCUUCUGGCAUGGAUGAAGGACAUGGAACAACGGGGAGAGGAGCCUGGCGAAGAAAUGACAGACCUGCUCAGCAACCUUCGGAGAAUUAGAGACGAGGAGCUCGAGCAUCUCGACCACGCUGUUGAGCACGAUGCAAAGCAGGCUCGUCCAUAUGAGCUCUUGACAAACGUCAUUCGAGGUGGUUGUCGCGCAGCUAUCUGGGCCAGCGAGAAGGUCUGA
Aureobasidium uvarum is the source of this 738-nucleotide messenger RNA. Lineage: Eukaryota; Fungi; Ascomycota; Dothideomycetes; Dothideales; Saccotheciaceae. The record is from the annotation of a GenBank genome assembly.